AUAUAAUUAAAUGUAUCUUCCGCGAAUAUGGAAAUCUUACGCCUAUGCAUUGUGACCGCUGACUUCUCAAGUUACGGGUUCCUGGAGGGGAUUAGGUGGAGCGAACGCACAGUCCCCUUGCCCCUCUGUCGGUUCAAUUUGUCGGUGCUCGGCAACUUAGCUGCAACGCACAGUACGCCAAAUCAAAAACUACAAGAACACAUAUUUUGGACCCGUUAAUUUUUAGUCCCCUAAGACGAAGUUUAACCCAAUAAACGCAUAGAUGGUUUAAAUUUCGCUCUCAAUUUACAACCAACGAUACAAAGGUCCUCGACAAAUAUUCGAGAUAUAUCGUUACAACAGAUCAUCGAUAAAUAUUCCCAUGGCAUGGUCGCCAUACUAUUCUAGCCAUGUUCACGUGAUAACAUUUCACGUUACAAUAUUGUACAACAUAGAGAGUAAUCGCACGCGACGAGUAAGGUAUAAAAAUAAAGUUUAAUUAAAAGUGCAAACACGGGUUUACUUUAUAUAUCCCCUGAAAGUUCUCCCACAACAGAAAUUCAAGACCCCUCGAAAACAAAGGGCAUGUCUAGUCUUGUCGGAUUGGAUCUGUAGUCAUUGGUAUCGACCACUAUGGAAGUUACUAUUUUAUUGUGUUGCGUGAAAUUUAGCUGAACUUGUAAUGAACUUAACUAUUAUUACCUAAUUAAAUAGUACUCGCGAUUAUGUGUUCUUAAUAUGACUGAUACAGAAUUUUGUAAUCUUUUAUGGCUAUGAUUAUUAAGAACUUCAAUAGACAGGAAACGUUUAAAGAUAACUUGCACUUAACCCAACAUCUUUAAUCGUUGGAAGUGUUUAUAAUUUUCAGAAAUAUACUCUAUUGUGGUAUAUAUAAAGAUCAUACAGUAUUUUAGCAGAUACCUUGUUGUACGUAUAGUGGACAUGGAUAAAGAAGUUCCUGAAGAAAUGCCUGAAUCAAGCAUGAUGUCCCAAGAUACAACUGUUUUGAAUGAUCAACAGAGCAUAUUGGAAGUAAAUAUUGAUAACCAUAGUAAAACAUCUAAUAAAAGUCAUUGUAGCGACAUGACGGAAGAAGAUAUUGUAUCUGCUGAUGAUACAAAUAUAUAUAAUGGUUCUACCACCGAAGAUUGCAUUACGGAGUCAAAUGCAGAUAGUAUCGCAGCUACAGAUGAUUUAAGACAGUUUGAUGUUCUGGAUGAUUUAGAACGACAUCCGGAUCAAAAUUGCUCUGAUAUGGAUUCGGAUACAAAUGAAAGUAUGGAUUCUGAUGUACCUGAUGAAGAAAUCGAAGCCAUGCUUGAAGAAGGUUUACCAGAAGAAUUUAAAGGCAAAAGAAAAGACAAAAAGGAUAGUGUACCAUAUGAAGAAAAAGAAAAAUUGGUCUUGGAUGAAAUUGGACAUAAUCAUUUUGACGUACUCCCAGAAGGUUGGGUACAGGUAACUCAUAACAGUGGAAUGCCUUUGUAUUUGCAUAAACAAAGCAGAGUUUGUACUCUUGCAAAACCAUAUUUUCUUGGACCUGGGAGUGUAAGGAAACAUGAAGUGCCUGUUAGCGCGAUACCUUGUCUUCAAUAUAAAAGAGCUCUUCACGAGGAAGAGGAAGAAAGGAAAAAGCAGAAGGAACGAGAUCCAAAUGCAGAAGUUUGUAGUCUUCCUAGUGCAAAAAUAGAAACAAUUCAAGAAAAUCGAGCAGCUCAUUCGUUAGACAGUGAGCAACUACGAAAUUAUUGUCAAUCACUUUUCCGUUUCAAAGCUAUCAAAGUAAUGAGGUUUCAAUCAUGGUCAGCCAGAAGAAAAUUUACAAAGAAUAAAAAACAUCGUAAGCAAUUGGAAAGACCCACUUUACCUGAUGGAACUAAAUUAAUAACGUUUCCAGUUAGUAGUUCUAAUCUAGCAGGAAGUAGUGGCAGUGCAACUGGAGAUGACAAUAGUGGACAAAGACCACCAAAGCAUUGGAUAAUGAAUCCCUCGGGCAAAAGUUAUGUUUGUAUACUUCAUGAAUAUGUACAACAUGCUCUUAAGAAACAACCAACUUAUAAAUUUAAAGAAUUAGAAAAUGCUGCAACACCAUAUUCUGCUGUUGUUUGUAUUAAUGAUAUGGAAUAUGGAAGUGGUUUUGGUAGCAGCAAGAAACAAGCUAAAGCAAAUGCUGCACGAAAAACCCUUGAAAUAUUAAUUCCUCAAAUGAGAGAUAAGAUUUCGGGUGAUAACGGUGGAGAUACAGCUUCCGGUAAUAACAGUCGUAUGAUCAAAGCAUCCAGAGCUAAUUCUGAUGCAGAUUUAUCAUUCUUUGAUGAAAUAUCCAUUACCGAUCCUCGAGUAGCAGAAUUUUGCGCAAAAACAACUGAACCAUCGCCGCAUGCUAUUUUAAUAACUUGUCUUCAACGAAAUUAUGGUCUCGGUGACAUGCAUAUUAAUUAUUCGGUGAAUACAUUAAAACACCAACGUAAUGAAUUCACAAUGCGUGUUGGGAAACAUGAAGCUACUGUUGUAUGUCGUAAUAAGAAAGACGGCAAACAACGAGCGGCACAAGCUAUUUUGCAACUUAUGCAUCCUCAUAUUCAAUCUUGGGGUUCCUUACUGAGACUGUACGGAUCUCGAAGCGUAAAGUCUUUCAAAGAAAAGAAACAACUAGAACAAGAAAUAACGUUGUUACAAGGUAAAGCUGCGGUAAACCAGCCAAAUCAUGCCAUUUUAAGUAAACUUAGACAAGAAAUGCGAAAAUUAGCUGAACAAAGACAAGCAAUACAACCUAUUGGUAAGUUUGUACCACCAGAUUUACCAACUGGAUCUGCAGCUAACUUAAACAACGUGGAUUUAUAACAUACUAGUCGGCUGUACAUUUUAUUUUUAAACAGAAACUAUACUUUGAUCAUUUGUUACAGUAAAGAGAAAAAUAAUUCUUAAAUCAUGCUGAUUCUUGCACUAUUCCUCUUUUAAUAUUUUAAUACUUUAAAAAUGAAUGUUGUAUAAGCAAUUAUUAAUGAUCUAAUCUGAUGCUGGUGCGAAAUAAAUGGAAAUUAAUUCUUUGAGCUGUAAAUUGAAAAAAAUUGAAAUUUGUCGUCUUAUUGUUAGUUUUUAUGCACCAGGAUAAUAUUAUAAAGAAAAUACAUUAUACCCUGUCUAUACAAUAUUUGCAAAUGAGACUCUUCUACUCUUUAGACCGUGUACUUACAGGGUGUUCGGUUACGGGUGUGUAUCCUUUGAGAAGGUGGUAGUUUGAGUCAUUCUGAACAAUUCUUUCCUUUACUAAAGUGCUCGUUAAGAUUUAGUUUUUGAAUUAUUAAUAAAAAACCCCAACCAAUCAGAGUGCGCAUAGUGCACAAACUAUUGGGCAUCUCGUCAAACUGGAUUCGUAACCGACACUCCCGCGGCCAUUCCUGCCCUGCGCACUAUGCACGUUCUGAUUGCUCAGUGUUUUUAAUUAAUAAUUCAAAAAUUAAGCCUUAAUGAGCAUUUUGGUAAAACAAAAAAUUGCUCAGAAUCACCCCAGCUACCGCCCCCUCAAAGGAUGCCCAUUCCUAGCCGAACACCCUGUACAUAUUUUCAAAAAUAAAGAAGACAUUAAUAGUACAUUUCAACAAUUACUAAUUAUGUACAAAACAUUUUAUAUAUGAUUAUUGAAAAAAUAGUAAUUUAUAGAACAUAAUCGUUUAUUUCCAAACAAUUAAUUACAGUUUCAUAAAUAUUAAGGCAUAAAACUUGCAUAUUAUCAACAAUUAUAAUGUAUCGGGGAAGUAUUACAAUUAUUCUAAUAAAAUUACUAAUAGACUUAAUAGAAUAUACAUAAAUUGUUCGGUUAUACAUCAACUAAUUGUUUCUUAUUAAAUUGUUUAAUUAACAAUGUGUUCUCACUUUCUUUGGCACUGGUAUACAAUUUUUUCGUGAUAUUACUAUUUAUGAUACUUUGCUAAUUACUAAUAUUCAACAAUGUAAAAACAGAAUUAAUACAAAUAUUGAAUUAUACUUUUUUAAAGCUUGAUCUUUGAUAUCUGUUCAAAAAGAUAACAUUAUAUAUACUUUUAAGGUAAUUGAAAAUGGUUUCUUAUUACUUUAUACCGAUUACGUGAUGUUUCAGUAAAAAAUACAAACAUUGAUGUUCAUCAUUUAUGUACUCUAAACUGUAGAUCUCGUGCUCUCAAUACAGCACAUAUUAUAUCUAAGUUAAACUAUCAUUUGUUUAAUAAUAUGUUACAUGAUAAAUGUUUUUAUAUAAAUGCAUUUAAUAUUAUAAAUUAUUCACUUAUACUAUACAUAAUAAUAAUGUGUUUAAAUGUAUGGAAUACAGAAACUAUAUUUGA
Molecule: messenger RNA, 4301 nt
Organism: Osmia bicornis bicornis
Lineage: Eukaryota; Metazoa; Arthropoda; Insecta; Hymenoptera; Megachilidae
Gene: pasha
Product: microprocessor complex subunit DGCR8
Exons: 8
Coding region: 922-2823 (633 amino acids)
Biological process (GO): primary miRNA processing
Cellular component (GO): microprocessor complex
Molecular function (GO): primary miRNA binding; heme binding; double-stranded RNA binding
Source: RefSeq, a predicted model, not a curated record